AUGUUGGCACCGCACUUGGAUUUGCCGCUGUGCAAGCUACCGGAAGCAGCAGAAAAGCAAGCGGACAAAUCCGUUGAGCUCACGUCAAUAGGUGCAGAUCUUGUACCAACAGGAUUCCCCGGUGUGUUCAAUGCCACUUGCCCAAACCGACGGCCUGGCGUAUGCACUGUCCAGGGAUCGGUCCCUUUGUCACCGGGAGAGAGCUUCAAGCUGCGAGUUCUGCAUCUUGGGACGUUUGGUGAAAUUGCCAUUGGGCUUUGCGCCGGCGAUACCAAUCGCGACAUGGUUGGAUGGUCACGUGGCGAGGUCGGGUUCCAUGGUGAUCACGGAAGAUCAUUUGUUAACGGCCAUGAUGCUCGAGAUCUGUGCAGCACUCCAUGGUCUACUGGCCAUGAAAUCGAAUGCGGCUUGACAGCGGGUGCAAACGUCUACUUCAAGCACGCGGGGGAAGGUAUUGAACAUGUUCUGGAAAUGCCAGGCCGUUGGCAGAUUUCUUUUGCAUAUCCUACCGUCACACUGCGCUCCGGUGGAGCAAAAGUGGAAGUGGAUCUGCGAGGAGUGGAGGACAAGCCGCUGAAGGAUUUGCUUCCGCACAGUGGCCCAGAAUCAAGCAUGCAAGCGGGUGAGUCUUCAGCGCAUCUGAGAUCCAAAUCAUCUGCUCUGACAUUGUUGACCUCCUUCAAGAGGACUGUCAUUGCAGAAGAUGAGUGCCAAGAAGGCCCCGGAGUUACCACGCUAGAACGCUGGCUUGCUCCGUGGUGCUGCCAAAGCAUGGAGGUGGACCACGCUCCAUCAACCAUUGUCGCCUAG
Molecule: messenger RNA, 810 nt
Organism: Symbiodinium pilosum
Lineage: Eukaryota; Dinophyceae; Suessiales; Symbiodiniaceae
Source: the annotation of a GenBank genome assembly